Messenger RNA from Echinostoma caproni, 246 nucleotides. The record is from the annotation of a GenBank genome assembly. Lineage: Eukaryota; Metazoa; Platyhelminthes; Trematoda; Plagiorchiida; Echinostomatidae.
AUGAAUUUCUCGGAAGUAUUAAAGAAAAUUCCCACACCGCAAGUAUCCAUGCCUCAGAUGCCCAGUAUCCCGAAGUUUAAUGCUGCCAGUGGUCACGAGGAGUUGGGAAAACCGCCGAUCAAUAUGACUCAGUGUCACCGUAUCAACGGCUGGUACACCAAGUCAGAUGCCGGCUUAUUGGAUAACGAAGCUAAAUCAGAGAAUUUGAGACAAACUAUCAGUUUGUGGUCUGAAAUGUUAUUUUAA